Molecule: messenger RNA, 1383 nt
Organism: Sipha flava (yellow sugarcane aphid)
Lineage: Eukaryota; Metazoa; Arthropoda; Insecta; Hemiptera; Aphididae
Product: facilitated trehalose transporter Tret1-like
Exons: 5
Coding region: 6-1337 (443 amino acids)
Biological process (GO): transmembrane transport
Cellular component (GO): membrane
Molecular function (GO): myo-inositol:proton symporter activity
Source: RefSeq, a predicted model, not a curated record
CUGAAAUGUGGUUGUCGCCGGGUGGCGAAAAGCUGCCCGAAAAGUCGACGACAACGUUCACAUUGCCGUUUACGGGAAUCGAAGUCACCUUGCACCUCCAGGACUUCUUCGGCCUCGGAGUUGUUUACGGGGCUUUAAUCGCCGGCGUAUCAUUGCAACUGAUCGGCCGACGCUCCAGCAUGGCGCUUUACGAUGUACUUCUUACGUACACUUUGGCGAUUCACGUUUGGCCCGGUCAAGCGUCGCGGCUGGCGAUGUGGAACAGAAUGUUUAUGGGCAUUGCCGUGGGCGCCUUGAGUGCGAUUAUACCGAUCUACGUCUGCGAGAUGUCGCACCAUAAACUGAAAAAUAAGCUGAUGCUGUUGUUGCCGGUGUUCGUCGCGGUCGGCGCGUCGUGCGGGCGAGCGAUCGGGUCGGCGGAAUACGAAGCGCCGUUACGGUCCCACGUGUUCGGCAACGUCGCGCAGUACGUGCCGUUGUUCGCGUGCUUCUGCGGCUGCUGGGCCACGGCGCACGCGUUCGCCUCGUGCCUGAUACCGGAGUCGCCGCACUACCUGUUGGGCGGCACUUGCUGGGACGACCCGGACGACGGCCGCGUGUCCUACACCAUGCUGAGACGAGAGCGAUUCGACGGCGGCCCUACGAAACGGUCGUCGGUGUCCGAACAGCAGAUACGACUUCCGUGGAACCCGUUCUGCGCACCAGGAAUUCUUUCCGACGGCAAAAAUCGCAAAGCUCUGUUGACUGGCAUCGGGUACAUGUUCGUCAAUCAAGUCUGCGGCAUUAACAUUUCGGUACCUUUCAUGAGCCGUGUACUCGAGAUGACGGGUAGUUGUGUACGUUUACAGACGCUACGGUCGUCACUGUCAAUCGAUGUUAUUCAGGUCAUUAUGGCGAUUAUUGCGAUGACCAUCAUUGAUAAAGUGGGUCGCAAAUUGUUAUUAAUAUUUUCGGUAAUGCUGAUGAGCGUUAGUUCCGGUGGUUUGGUUGUUUGUUUCGUUUUAAUGAAACUGAAAAUCGACAUUCCUGAUUCCCUCGAUUGGUUACCCUUGUGUUUGAUCGGCAUUUACAUUUGUGCUUAUUCAAUAGGAUUAAGCCCUAUGGCUUGGGUUGUAACGAGCGAGAUAUUCUCGAUUCAAGUCAGACCAUACGGGAUGAGUAUAACCACUGCUGCCCACUGGAUGUCGGUGUAUUUCAUCUUGUACGUACGAGAUGGUGUUUUCAAUGCUGUAAAAGUCGACAAUUUCUUAAUUUCUAUUUAUGCGUUGGGCUUAUUAUUAGCUCUAUUUUUUGAAUUCUUUACGCCGAAAAUGCAUGUUGGAAGUCUAAAGAUAUGAUUCAUACGGAUACCAGAUUACGGGGUUUAAAAAUGACUAUUGAUCC